CCAGGGGCCGCCAUUUCCGUUUCACCACGUUUCGACGUUUCACACUUCCGUCUUUGUGCGACCGAUUGUAUUGUUGUGUUUAUAGAGCGUAUACAUAGCUUGUGCAUCUGUUCCGUUCUUUUUUCGUGAAAUUCUGGAGUUUGGAGUUCUGGACACGGUAAUGGAGACAACACUGUCGGAAGAGAAAAAUGUGCCUGGGCAGGUGCAGGGGACUCAACUGUGCGAGUCCGCAAAACAGUGCAGCGGUACAGGUGGUGGGCAUGCAGCAUCACAGGCUGAUCGUGAGCGGUGCCUCAUCUCUUUUGACACCUGGCCAGAAGAAGUUCAGACACAGUUUGUUGAGGCGCUGCUAGCGCGCAUGUCUCACUGCCAGCAUUCGCGCAUCAGCACUUUCCUGAGGCCAAUGCUGCAACGUGACUUCAUUUCCUUACUGCCGAAGAAGGGGCUGGACCAUGUUGCUGAAGCAAUCCUGUCAUACCUGGAUGCACGAAGCUUGUGUGCCGCUGAGGCUGUCUGCAGAGAGUGGCGCCGUGUUGUGGCUGAGGGUGGCCUGUGGCGCAAGCUGAUGGAACGACGUGUUUCUACGGAUCCCCUGUGGCGUGGCCUGGCUGAGAGGAGGGGUUGGAUGCAGUACCUGUUCAAGCCACCGCCAGGCGAGCCACACCCUGACCACAUGUUUUACAGGCGUUUGUAUCCACGCAUCAUCCAAGACAUUGAGAGCAUAGAGAACAACUGGAGGUGUGGAAGGCACAACCUUCAACGUAUAAACUGCCGCUCUGAGAAUUCCAAAGGUGUCUACUGCCUACAAUAUGAUGACACUAAGAUUGUGUCUGGCCUGCGAGAUAACACAAUCAAGAUUUGGGACAGGGCAUCCUUGCAAUGUGUCAAGGUGCUAACAGGUCACACAGGCUCUGUACUAUGCCUGCAGUAUGAUGACAAAGUGAUAAUAUCUGGGUCCAGUGAUUCUACUGUCCGGGUUUGGGAUGUGAAGACGGGUGAAAUGGUUAAUACCUUGAUCCACCACUGUGAGGCUGUGCUCCAUCUGCGCUUCAACAAUGGCAUGAUGGUCACCUGCUCAAAAGAUCGUUCCAUUGCUGUCUGGGACAUGGUGGCCCCUCGCGAGAUCAACUUGCGGCGGGUGCUCGUUGGCCACAGAGCUGCAGUGAAUGUAGUGGACUUUGAUGAACGCUAUGUGGUGUCUGCUUCAGGAGAUCGCACUAUCAAAGUUUGGGGAACACCAAACUGUGAGUUCGUACGAACCCUCAAUGGCCACAAGCGUGGAAUUGCCUGCCUGCAGUAUCGAGAUAGGCUUGUGGUUUCUGGCAGCUCUGACAACACUAUCAGGCUGUGGGACAUUGAAUGUGGUGCUUGCCUGCGUGUGCUUGAAGGCCAUGAAGAACUGGUGCGCUGCAUCCGCUUUGACACCAAGCGCAUAGUGUCCGGUGCUUAUGAUGGCAAGAUCAAAGUGUGGGACCUAGCAGCAGCCCUGGACCCUCGAGCACCUGCAGGAACACUCUGCUUGCGCACUCUUGUGGAGCACAGUGGCCGAGUGUUCCGGCUGCAGUUUGACGACUUUCAAAUUGUAUCGUCAUCUCAUGAUGACACCAUCCUCAUCUGGGACUUUCUACACCUGCCAUCGGAGGCUGCAUCAUCUCCCUUGCCACCUCGCACCUACACCUAUGUAAACAAGUGACAUCCACCGUCCCCUGGGGAAGGCGACUCCUGAGGUCCUGGCUGUUUCUCUACUGGACCCUCCAGCCAUGCAUGGCUUCUACCUCUGCUUGGCCAUGUGAAGCUUUUGGGUGUUAUGUGGGCUGUCCUCCAAAAAGCCAGGUCUUCUUCCUCUUUGUGUUGUUGUUUGCCAUGGUUAUUGACUGUCCCUGCCAGCCUUGGUUAUGGCACCAAGGAAGCUCCUUCUAACGCUAAACCUGUGGGGAUCGGACUUUUUGCUUUGUGAUAGUUCCGUGACAGGUGUGGUGCUGGUAUGAUGUGGACAGCUGUGUGUUGUGUGCAGCAGCAAGCAAAGUACCAUCAUUGGUCCCAUUGAUGCUCAGAGCUUAUCAAGAAAGAUGCUGUCCUUGAUGGUGUUCAUUGUAGGCCACUGUAGAUACAGCAGCUUCCUAACCAUCUGGCUUUUGGGUGUUGCUUCUGGCGUGAGUGACAAAGUAUUACUAGGCUUGCCUGGACACAUGGUGGAGUUCGCUCCACAACCUGCUUUCAACCACGACUUUUUUUUUUCUUUUGUUCGAACCUUCCAUCUUGGUAUCCUAAUGCUGUGGAAGUGAAGCAGCUGUAUAGGAUUGCUGUUCCCUGCUGAGAAUGUGGACGAGUAGGCAGUUGCUGAAAAACAAGGGUGGGGUGUACAUGACUACUCUCUGCAGCUGUGGCAACUGUUCUGCUUUGUCGCAUGCUGCAGUGAUCGUGCGUUGGUUUUCGAACCAAGACUCUGCAGGUUUGUCCUGUUUGUGUGCUGGAGCAUGGUCAAUGUUUUUGUUGUGUUUACCAAAAAAAAAAAAAAAUUGGUUAUCAGCUGCAUCUGUGCUGUGAGUGUGUCCACACCAUGUGAGUGCAUGUGUGUGAUGUCUGUGCAGGUGAUGCUGCAUCAUGUUGUCACUCCUAGAAAAGUUUGUUUUGAAUGGUGACGCAAACUUUUCACUCAAGGUGCAAUUGCUGUUUGCCAGUGCCCAUAGUUCAUGGCAGGAGCCCUGAGUGUUGGUGAAAACUUAUCAGUGGACCUCUUCUAUCGGCAGCUUCAGACUUUGAGGGGUAUUUAUUUAGUAUGGGCUCUGCUAGCAAAUUUGUUUGAAGUGAUCACCUUGAUGAGAUAUUUGCCUGCAUUCCAAAGCUGCUUUAGGAAGCAAAAAGUUGUAGCAUUUUGAUUGUAAAUAAAUGAUGUUGCCGGUAGGUGACUUCUUUUAUGAGUUGAA
Molecule: messenger RNA, 2927 nt
Organism: Dermacentor andersoni
Lineage: Eukaryota; Metazoa; Arthropoda; Arachnida; Ixodida; Ixodidae
Gene: slmb
Product: beta-transducin repeat containing E3 ubiquitin protein ligase slmb
Molecular function (GO): protein dimerization activity
Source: RefSeq, a predicted model, not a curated record